AUGCCAAUUCGUCAGGCAAGAAAAGUUUCUUCCAAGUCACUUCCCACUUACGUAAACUCUAGUACUACGAGCUUGGCCAACAAAGAUGAUACUAAUAUAUCUGAGUAUAUGAAGCUUCGUUUGCUUCAGCCACCGUCCAAAGUUAUAUAUUCUCUAGAAAAUACUGUAUCUUUAUACAGGCGUUGCGGAAAUAUACGGAAACGCUUGUUGAUGAUACCAGGCCUAAAACACAUACUGGAGUUUAUACAUUCCGUUGCAGAUGUUACUCCUUUUAAGGUUUUACACAUCAAUGGAAUUUCGUACGAUGACCCAGUAACUGAAUUAUGGCUAUUUUGCCGUUUCGGCUAUCCUCUUUGCGCUUUAUACAAUGCGGUCUCUCCAGACCAACCCGUAAAUGUGAAUUCUUCUGUCACUUUGGAAAAUAGAAAUGCAUGUAAAGCAGAGCUUUACAGAUUUUUGUUAAUGUGCAAAAAGAAUCUUGGAUUCGGGGAUAAUGUUCUUUUUUCUAUCUCUGAAACCUUCAGCGACUCUACGUCCUCAUUAAUUAAGGCACUGAAAACCGUUGAGACUUUGCUUGAUAAAUACGAAAACUUGCCCGUUGGCCAACAUCUGAAAGCAACUAAAGAAACGUCACCAGGUAUGCUUCAUUUUCUUAUAGAAACCGGCCAAAGGGUUCUCGCAGAAAUAUAUGAGACGGAAUUAAAAUAUAUCCAAGACUUGGAAUAUCUGUCUGAUUUCAUGACUACAUUACAGCAACGCAAAGUAUUAUCUUUAGAAACGAUACUGAAAAUUUUUACUAAUUUAAACGAAAUCCUUGAUUUUCAAAGGAGGUUUCUAGUUGGGCUAGAAAUGAAUCUGUCACUACCGCCUCACGAGCAGCGUAUAGGUGCGUUAUUUCUUGCUUUGGAGGAGCGUUUUUCUGUCUACCAAGUAUUUUGUUUGAAUUUUCCUACUGCCCAGCAAUUAAUUAUUGAUAAUCAAGCACAGCUCACCGAAUUAGGCUAUCUCUUGGAGCCUUAUUACGAGUUUCCUGCGUUGCUAAUCAAACCCAUUCAACGAAUCUGUAAAUAUCCACUCCUUUUAUCUCAAUUAAUUAAAAAUACUCCCCUUGAUUAUCCCUAUGAUGAAGAAUUAAGACAAGGAAUGGCAUGCGUCGUUCGUAUAGCUAACAAAGUGAACGAAACCAGACGUAUUCAUGAAAAUAGGUCUGCGAUAACUGAGCUUGAACAGCGAGUUAUUGAUUGGAAAGGCUAUUCUUUAUCAUUUUUUGGACAACUUUUGUUGUGGGAUGUUGUUAACGUCUCUAAAGCCGACAUUGAACGAGAGUAUUAUGUCUAUCUUUUCGAAAAAAUACUUUUGUGUUGUAAAGAACUUUCCCCUCUAAAAAAGCAGGCACGCAGUAUCAGCAUUAACAAAAAGCCAAAGAGGAUGGAUACUCUCCAACUAAAAGGAAGAAUUUUGGUUUCCAAUAUUACUGCCGUUGUUCCAAAUACUAGUGCCGACCCAUAUGCUCUUCACAUUUUUUGGAGAGGUGACCCACAUAAUGAAUCCUUUGUAUUAAAAUUAAGGAAUGAAGAAAGCCAUAGGUUGUGGCUUUCAACUUUAGGAAGACUCAUAAAGAAAAAGGAGGGCCCACCCAUAGAUGCUCGGAAUGCAUCAUCUUCAUCACUUGGCCAUCAUGGCUUGGAUGGUACCAAAUCUGUGAAGAUUGGCAGCCCUUCAAAACCGUAUUUGAUGCGGACGCAUUCGCUUGAUGAUGCUUUCAACCAGACAUUAAGCUUCUCAAGCCCGAUAUCUAAUCCUAGUCCAUUUUCUAAAAACGGGAUUUCCAAAGGAAAUCAACGAACUAGCCCUGACAAAUUCGAGUACCCUGAUUUACGCCUCAAUGGUGAGGAAUUGACCAGGUCCGUUUCCGGCAACUCACAAGCCGCGUCAGAAUUUAUCGGCAAUGAUUCCUCAUCUGUUGUAUCUAAUCCCUCGGGAGCGAGCCAAACUUCUCAUCUGAGUCAGGUGAAUUCACUUUUAAGUGAUUAUAACUAUAGUCGCUCAAAUAUAUCUGGGCAACAAUCACAAGUUGGGGAUUCAGAAACUGGAAUGAUGGAUGACUUGUUGGAUUUUUCCACUGUGCGGCAAAGUGAUAAUUCCGAUAAUCGAUUAUCUUACAAUGAUGGGUCCAAUUCUCAAAGGGGUGAACCGGUUACUUCAGAUACACCUUAUAUGGCACGAUGUUAUUCAGUCAUGGUCCGUUUGCAACUUCAUGAUGUGAGUUUUGCAAUGAUUGUUCCACGAAAUAUUACUUUUGGCGAAUUGUUGAGCAAAGUGGAGCACAAGAUAAAAUUAUGUGGAAUUACGAAGGAUGAUGAUUCAUCAAGUGUUCGGUUAAAGUAUAUAGAUGAAGAUGGUGACUUUAUUACGAUUACUUCUGAUGAGGAUGUUUUAAUGGCGUUUGAGACAUGUACUUAUGAAAUGUUAGAUCCUAAACAAAUCAGGGGCAUGGACACUACAACCUUGCACGUUGUUUGUUAG
Molecule: messenger RNA, 2526 nt
Organism: Schizosaccharomyces osmophilus
Lineage: Eukaryota; Fungi; Ascomycota; Schizosaccharomycetes; Schizosaccharomycetales; Schizosaccharomycetaceae
Gene: scd1
Product: RhoGEF Scd1
Exons: 2
Coding region: 1-2526 (841 amino acids)
Biological process (GO): septin ring organization; establishment of cell polarity
Cellular component (GO): mating projection tip; division septum; nucleus
Molecular function (GO): guanyl-nucleotide exchange factor activity; protein binding
Source: RefSeq, a predicted model, not a curated record